This is a messenger RNA of Plectropomus leopardus (leopard coralgrouper), 1284 nucleotides long. The record is from RefSeq and is a predicted model, not a curated record. Lineage: Eukaryota; Metazoa; Chordata; Actinopteri; Perciformes; Serranidae.
UGACAGGAAACUCAGAUGGAACCCUGAUGACUAUCUGGGUAUUACGAUCAUCCGAGUCCCUUCUGACAGGAUCUGGCUACCUGAUUGUACUGUAUGAUAACUCUGAUGGGCGUUUUGAGGGCACUGUCACCAAAGCUGUUGUUAAAUAUGAUGGAACCAUAUCAUGGACUCCACCUGCCAAUUACAAGUCAGCAUGUACCAUUGAUGUCACCUUCUUCCCUUUUGACCUCCAGAAUUGUUCAAUGAAGUUUGGCUCCUGGACAUAUGAUGGCUCCCAGGUGGACAUAAUUCUGGAGGACUUCCAUGUGGACAAGAAGGACUAUUUUGACAACGGUGAAUGGGAAAUAGUGAAGGCCACAGGCAGUCGUGGUCUGAGGACAGAUGGCAGCGCCUCUUAUCCCACCAUCACGUACUUCUUCAUCAUCCGCAGGUUGCCUCUUUUCUACACCCUCUUCCUUAUCAUCCCCUGCAUUGGCCUGUCCUUCCUCACCAUCCUUGUCUUCUAUCUGCCCUCAAAUGGUGGCGAGAAGAUCUCUCUCUGUACCUCAGUUCUGGUGUCGCUCACAGUUUUCCUCCUGGUCAUUGAGGAGAUCAUACCUUCCUCUUCAAAGGCAAUCCCUCUAAUCGGGGAGUACCUGGUCUUCACUAUGAUCUUCGUCACACUCUCCAUCAUCAUCACCGUCUUUGCCAUCAACAUCCACCAUCGCUCCUCCUCUACACAUCACGGCAUGGCACCCUGGGUGAGGAGGAUCUUCCUGCAUCGACUGCCUAAGCUGCUAUGUAUGCGCAGCCAUGCAGACCGUUAUGCCCCAGCUGGAGUAACCAGAGCAGGAGGCGCAGGAGGACAGGAUAUGAUGAAGGACUCGAAACCUGAACUGACACCUCUGCUAUACACCAGACACAACCUACAGGCAGCUUUGGAUUCUAUUCGCUACAUAACCAUGCAUGUGGUGAAAGAAAAUGAGGUCAGAGAGGUGGUUCAAGACUGGAAAUUUGUAGCCCAGGUCCUGGAUCGAAUGUUUCUUUGGGCCUUCCUCCUGGUGUCCAUCCUGGGCUCUGCUCUCCUCUUCAUCCCAGUUAUUUACAAAUGGGCCAACAUCAUCGUCCCUAACCAUGCUGGAAGUACACUGUAAGAGCCACAGUUCAACUAGCCAAAAAUGGAGGCAAAGCACAUUAAAAGCUUGUUAUGGGUCUUAUUUGAGAUUUGAAAGACUAUACUGUGAUUACCACUCAGAUGCGUCCCUGCUCUGCGUAUCCACAGUCAUUCUGUAAACCACAGCUGUG